Molecule: messenger RNA, 2141 nt
Organism: Trichogramma pretiosum
Lineage: Eukaryota; Metazoa; Arthropoda; Insecta; Hymenoptera; Trichogrammatidae
Product: protein FAM107B
Exons: 5
Coding region: 443-934 (163 amino acids)
Source: RefSeq, a predicted model, not a curated record
UCGCCGUCUUUCCAAUAGCAACAAGCAGCAACUCGCGCAGCUGGCGCGAAGCUCGACGCGAAUCUGUGCCGAGAACGCAUAUAGCUACUAGCUAGCUGCAUAUAAAUUCAACACGGAACAAUCGGGGAGCUGUUUGGCUUUUGACCUCCUCUUCGCAGCGCGUCCCAAAGUGCACAACAAAGCUCCCUCCUUGUCCCGCUUCCUAGAUACAUCGCGCACAGAAGCUUCGCAGCUUUUGUAUACAACUACCACAAAGUGUCACACGUGUUGUGCAGCCGUCGUCUCGAAAGCUCGCGUGCGCCCGAAUAGAGUGUGUGCGGUUGCUCAGGUGGAUAUACACAAAUCCUAUAUCUCGGACAAUCCAAUCCACGAGACUCGCGGAAACUCGAAAAUUGGAGCGAGUCGCGCGCACGCGCACCUCAAGCUGGAGAACCCUCGAGUAAUGACUAAGGUGUUUACGAACGGCGGAUUCAGGACCAGGAGCUGCGAGAGCGACGAGUGCGACGCUCCGACUCACGGCAAGGAUAUAAUGGCACCAGUUCUCGGUGUACCGCCACCGCCGCCACCUGCACCCCACAUGGGUCCCGACGGCUUGAUUCUGCCUCGUAAACCCUACAACCCCUGCCUGGGCUCCUCCAGCCACAAGGACCUACACAGGGAGCUGCUGUUCAACCAAAAAAUAGGCAAAAGUGUGCUGAACCAAAAGAGCGAGCUGCAGCGAGCCCUGGACAGACACAGAGAGAUGGCCUCGCGCAAGGAAGCCGAGAAGAUGCAAGAGGAGUCCCACAAAAACGAUCCGCGAACGGCCUUGCAGAGGGCCAUCGAGCAGCGAGCCAAGCACAUACAACAGUCGCAACUGCCGCAACCGCCGGAGCCGCUAAAUCCUCUAGCCACGGCGAGAGCCAAGCUGCGUUCGCGCACCGAGUCACAGUGAACGAGAGAAGCUACGAGGAGGCCUCCACGAACAUUUUUGUGCUACAACGCCGAGAUAGCAAAAGACAUCCCAUUAUUGUUCCAUUAAUUGCCAACACCUCUAUUUGAUUCGUCGACAAUUCGCGUAUUAUAAUCGUACAAUAUGUUCGCGAUGAUGGAGAAUUACUGCGGAUACGAGUGCAGAGAGACGCGAACAGCAGCGAUUCGACACCGAUUGUUCGGUUCGAACCAGUUACGAAAAAUCCGCUCAUCGGAUCAUCGCCUUUUCAAGAAAUCAACUUUACUUUACUUCGAUAAUAAUAUUACAUUAUAACAUUGUACUAUAUUAUUGUGCUAUAUAGAAGAUACGGACGCGCAUAUCCGCGCGUACGUAAUAGCAAAAAAACCCGUAAGUGUAAUUGAAAAGUGUCACGAGCGCGACGGCGAGCAUGUAAUUCAUAUUUCAGACCAUUUUGAAUUUUCGGAUGCUGAGAGAGCAGAAAGCGUGUUUUCGUUCAUUAAUUGUCACACCCACGACCAUGUAAAUAAAAGUGUAAUUCAGCAAAUCUAUAUUUAAAGAGAAAAACAAAGCAGUGAGCUCUUGUACUUUUAGCCUCACGAUAUAUUUAUGUAUCACCGUAUAAAUGCAACUGUAUGUGAAACAAAAAAAAAUAGGCAAUCGAUUGUUCGAUUUAGCCCCCUCCCGGUAUAUAAGAGCAAGAGCAGCAGCAGAGAGAGAGAUAAAACGACGAAAGAUUGUGCGAAGACGAUCGAAGAUUUUUCAUGUAUAACGGAGAAUCGAGAGUGCGGUGCGUUUCCAUAUAUUGACCGAUUCUUAUACGCCGAUGAUCGAAGCGCGGCGCGGACCCUCCGUGCACCUUUGUGUACGUCGAAGUCGUGUAUGGUGCAACAGCACUUUCGAACCGCAACAGUGCAGCUAUAUACUAAAAAUCUAUUUUUUCGAAAUCUUCUUACGACUAAGGCCUUAACUUGUACAUUAUUUUCCCCUCAUCUGUUAUAGCAUUUAGGCCAGUUAUAAUAAUAAUAAUAAUAAUAAUAAUAUAAAUCAUCAAUUACACAGUUUCUCGAUAAACAAUCAAAAAUGUUGUCGUUCAUUUUUCUAUGUUUAGAUUGAUCAAAGUGUUAAUCUUAAUUACCUAUUGACAAAGUAAGUAGGUACAAAAAAAUUACGAAACAGAUAACAAAUAAACUGAAGAUUCAAAUAAAAA